UGCACGUGCACGCGCGAGGAGACGAGGAUACCCUGCUGCAAGCUGCCGCUGCGAGAAACCGAGAGGCGGACCGUGCCGCGCGCUUUCAUCAAUAUAAUCACCAUCCUGAGUACUAGCUCUUAACAUUUUGUUUUUCGGUUGUUCAGGCGAGAAGUGACACGAAUAUAGACCCCUCCUCUGCAGGGCGGAGCGUGCAUUUCCAUCUCCUAUUUUGUAUUCUUUUCUAUUUUUUUUCCUCCUACCCCUGUUCCCCGCUCUGACACGUCUGCACUGAGUGAGUGGCAUUGGCACACUGUCAAUCGCUCACUACCGCUGCCAUCAAACAACAUAAAACACACACAGGCAAGAGGCUGGAGCUCAUAAAUUUCAGCAGGGCAAGAUAUUUUUUUGCGCAUCGCCUUUUACGCACAGCGCUGUGUCCUAAUUAAUUUCCUUCGUCUCGCUGUUGCUGUUUUCUGUUUUCUUUUUUCUAAAAAACAGAAAUCUCCCAACUUUUUUUAUUGCACAUUUCAUAUUUUUAUAGCCGCCUUGUAUGCAGCGAGAAUGUGUAUUUUUCUAAAUGCUGCCGGAGUGAUUUCUGCACGUUUAUAGUUGGCAACACCUGCAAAGCCUCAGAUUUUUUUUCUUAUUUGUUUCUCCAACAUUGGAUAUUUUUUUUUGUUGCCGGUGCUACACGAGGAGGAUUUGGACAUUUUUUUUCUUUUUCCUGGAAGAGGAAAUGCGACCGGGAUCCCUUGAAGGAGAGAAGCGCAAAUAAAUGAGAGAUCAGCCGAAAGGAGCGUUCCUGUGUGCAGCUCCCGUCAAACCCCAGAGAAACACACAGACCGGCGUGAGGAUUUCUGCGGGAAGCGAUGGACCGUCAGUUCUGACAAAGAAGUUUUAACCAGAAGAAGAAGAAGAAGACGCAAAUACGAGAUUGAUGCGUUUCUCUAGCAACACAACCGCGCGUUUUGGCACUUAUUUGGACCGCGCGUAAAGAGACAAAAAAAAGAGGACAGCGAGAACUUGGACACAAGAUUUACGCGAAAAACAUCCCUGCUGUAGUCUUCAUUUAGAACAAGAAAGCGUGUGCGCUCCUGUUCCGCUGAAGAAGCCCCGCAAGCCGCGCACAUCCCUCCAGUCUGCGGCACAUGUUGUAGCCCAUUUCGUAUAUGAGUUUUUCAAUUUGCGUGGCUCAGUGCACAGACUCUUUAGCGGCUAGUAUGGACGAUCAAGCCCGGAUCAUGCAGUCGAUCGGCGGCGUGAGUCUGGCCGGCCACUCGGUACAGGGAGGCAUGGUGCUGCCUCCCCACGGACACGACGGGUCGGACGGGGACGGAAGAAAACAAGACAUUGGUGACAUUCUCCAUCAAAUCAUGACCAUAACUGAUCAGAGUCUGGACGAGGCGCAAGCAAAGAAACAUGGACUGAACUGUCACAGAAUGAAACCAGCACUCUUCAGCGUUCUCUGUGAAAUCAAAGAAAAGACAGGUCUCAGCAUCCGCGGUGCCCAGGAGGAGGACCCCCCCGACCCCCAGCUCAUGCGUUUAGACAACAUGCUGCUGGCGGAGGGCGUGGCGGGGCCGGAGAAAGGUGGCGGAUCCGCCGCCGCCGCCGCAGCAGCCGCGGCCUCGGGCGGGGCGGCCGACAACUCCAUCGAACAUUCCGACUACAGAGCCAAACUCACCCAGAUCAGACAGAUCUAUCACACGGAGCUGGAGAAAUACGAACAGGCGUGUAAUGAAUUCACCACACAUGUGAUGAACCUGCUGAGGGAACAGUCGCGCACGCGGCCCAUCUCUCCCAAAGAGAUCGAGCGCAUGGUGGGAAUCAUCCACCGCAAGUUCAGCUCCAUCCAGAUGCAGCUGAAACAGAGCACCUGUGAGGCUGUCAUGAUCCUGCGCUCCAGAUUCCUUGAUGCCAGGCGGAAAAGGAGAAACUUCAGCAAGCAGGCGACGGAAAUUCUGAACGAGUAUUUCUACUCGCACCUCAGCAACCCAUAUCCCAGCGAGGAGGCUAAGGAGGAGCUGGCCAAGAAGUGCAGCAUCACAGUUUCCCAGGGGGUGGGAAGCACCAUCACAGUAUCACAGGUGUCCAACUGGUUUGGCAACAAAAGGAUCCGGUACAAGAAAAAUAUCGGCAAGUUUCAGGAAGAGGCCAACCUGUAUGCCGCCAAGACUGCUGUAAAUGCGGCACACGCCGCAGCCACUGCAGUGCAGAACAGCCAGGCCAACUCCCCUACCACACCUAACUCCGGAUUCCAGAUGAAAGAUGAAGAGUUUCAGCUGGAUUCUGCAGAGAGCAAAAACACUCUUUUAAGCAACAUGUUUACUGGUUCUUCAGGUUCUUUUAACCUCCCAAACUAUGGGGACAUGUUCUUGAGCAUGCAGAGUCUGAAUGGGGAUUCUUACCAAGGGGCACAAGUCGGAGCCAAUGUACAGUCACAGGUGGAUACCCUGCGCCAUGUUAUCAGUCAGACGGCAGGAUACAAUGAUGCUCUUCGGGGAAACACCAUGUACUUAAAUGCUAAUGGGGGAUGGCAAGAUGCAGCGACGCCGUCUUCUGUAAUCUCCCCGACAGAAGGACCUGGAAGUGUGCACUCCGAUACCUCGAAUUGAUCCGCCAUUAAUGCAUCUCCUCCUCAACCUGGGCAUGGACUCUUUUACUGGCUGAUCCAACAGCAGUGGAUAUUUAAAAAAAAAAUCACGACAGAUUUGUUUUCCUUUACCUUAAAAGUGUUCCAGCACCACGCCUGACGAACAGCGUCCUCCAUCACAGACACCAAGUGAUUCCUGAUUGUUGAUCCGUGUUUUUCUUUCUGCCUCCAUACGUCAACCAUGCCCUUAUUUGAUUGUCACAGGAGUAAGCACACACAAAUGUAUAAAUAAAGAACAGCCCUCAGAUGUUACUCAGCAAACUUUCUCUGCUCUGAACUCAAAUUACUGGAGGACACUUGUGUAUUUAAGAUGACAUUUUAAAACGGCCAUUUGUUUGAUUCUUGAUUCAAUCACACCUCUCCAUUUUGAUGAUUGCUUUCUCUUCGCGUUCUUACAGUACGUCGAUUUAAGCAGCUGUUUCUUUGACUGUAAUGUGCUCCACAUCUUGUCCAGCAACUCAACAAUGCUAAUGCUGACAGCUCAAUGGCAGCUUUGUAGUUGCGUUCAAGAUUUAUUUUUGCCUUACAGCCCUAUACAUUAGUACCAGAGAAUGACUAUUCAAACUCUGGAACAUAAAGAAGUGUAAUUGAUUGCUUGACUAUAACAUGACACCAUUCCCAUAUUUUAUAAUUUGAUGUUUAGUAUGUACAUAUGUAAACAUUUUUUUUGUACUGCUUAUGGAAAUCAACAAAUCCCCCCCAACGGUAGAUCAUUCCUUCAUGGCACAGGAGCAGGCCCCCAUUACGCAGGAAAAGUUGUACAUAACAUAGCUAAAGAGUAAUUAUACAUCCCAUCUGUCAAUCCGCAGCUUUAUUACCUCAUUCAAAUUCACACACACCAAUAAUUUCCAACUUUUCUGUAGCUUAGAGUGCUCACUUACUACCUCUAAACAAAAAUCACCACACCAUCCUUUCUUUUGUCCUUAUUUAAUGUUUUUAUGUAGUUAUUUUUGAUGACAUCUUGUAACACUGUAAACUCUAUCAUUCUCUAUGUAAUCUAAUGUAUAUUUUAAUCUUUUAAUAAAAUACUGUUGCGGUACUGCAGCUUAAAAAGACAAAAAUAUAAAAAAUGAAAAUGAUAACAAUAUUAAUACCGUGAAGAAGAGAUGU
Molecule: messenger RNA, 3745 nt
Organism: Platichthys flesus (European flounder)
Lineage: Eukaryota; Metazoa; Chordata; Actinopteri; Pleuronectiformes; Pleuronectidae
Gene: pbx3b
Product: pre-B-cell leukemia homeobox 3b
Exons: 11
Coding region: 1152-2597 (481 amino acids)
Biological process (GO): regulation of transcription by RNA polymerase II; animal organ morphogenesis; neuron development
Cellular component (GO): nucleus
Molecular function (GO): DNA-binding transcription factor activity, RNA polymerase II-specific; RNA polymerase II cis-regulatory region sequence-specific DNA binding
Source: RefSeq, a predicted model, not a curated record